Molecule: messenger RNA, 1995 nt
Organism: Durusdinium trenchii
Lineage: Eukaryota; Dinophyceae; Suessiales; Symbiodiniaceae
Source: the annotation of a GenBank genome assembly
AUGGCGAUGCAAGCGUGGCCCGUGAGUGCCGUUGCGGGGCUGGGUGCAUUGGACACUGCAUAUCUCACCUAUGCAAAGAUCAAUCAAGUUCCGCUGGCGUGUCCGUCCAGCGGUUCGUGCACAGAGGUCUUGAAUUCCAGCUUUGCCUCGAUUGGCCCUGUGCCUUUAUCCCUCCUGGGAUUGCUGGCAUACCUUAGUGUGGUAGCACUGAGCUUUGCUUCUCAAGGUUCCAAGGAUUUGAGAGAGCUGAUGUGGUGGCUUUGCUUGACAAUGGCCUUGACAUCCCUAGGUCUUACUGCGAUUCUCAUUUUCAUCUUACAAGCACCAUGUCUCUACUGUGCUGCCUCAGCCUUUAUUACGGCCAUGCUCCUAGCACUUGUGGAGACCAAGCGUGCGCGCGACGAGGCAAAGGAACGAAAUGAAGUAAGGAACGACCCGUCGCUCCUCGCAGCUGAAGAAGGUGAACAUGCAGCUCCUGUGGACUCAACGCCUGAGACACCUGUGAUGGAGACAUCAGAGACCCAUGAGCCAGAACCACGACGAGUGGUCUUGGGCUUGUCAGGGGUGCUUGCAUUGGGUUCCUUACGUGCGGGUACCUUACCCAGCAGGGAGUUUGCCAGUGCAUGGGCAUACUUCAAUCUUGUAGAGCAGUACAAGCCAAACCAUCCCCCGGUGCGCAGCCCUUCUUCUAAGGCAGAGUUAGCGCUGGCCAGAUAUCUCCAGAAGAUUGGAGCUGCUUGCUACACAGCUUGGUGGUGUCCACAUUGUCAGGAGCAGCGAGAGUCCUUCGGCAAAGAGGCUGUGGAGGUGGCGCCUUUUGUGGAGUGCUCCUCGAUCAACCGAAGGCAGCUGCAGGUUUGCCGGGAUCAAGACAUCGAGAACUAUCCGACCUGGAUAAUCAACGGGGAGAAGUUUUUGGGUGGUCGCGACCUCUCUGAGCUGGUGGAGAUGAGUGGCUUCAAGGAAUAUCCUCCUGAAGCCUUCAAACCUCGAGAACCUUCAGAGGCCAAGCUGGGCCCUGUGAAGCCGCGGCGCUUGGUGUGCGCAGGUGGCAACUUGGGACGUAUGCGACACAUGCGACAGAGGUGCCAAGUCUUCGUUUUCUGUGAAGGUGAAGUGAAUGGCCAAAGAAGUGGCCUAGCAAAGUUCCGGGAGAUGCAGAUCAUGCAGGGCAAUGACUUGAAAGUGCCAGUGAUCAUUUUCCCAGCCGAAGAUUUGCUACUGCCGGGUCGGACGAAGCGAAUGCACCUGUUUGAGCCGCGUUGGGUGUCCUUGGUGGAUUUCUCCUUGAACGACUGUGGCGGAAUUUUCGGCAUGCUCUACUUCGAGGAGUCAGAUUUACUCCCGGUCAUUUCCCUGGUGGAGAUUCUGACCUGCAACAACCUCGAGAGCCAGGGCCGUGUAGUCGAAGUCCGAGCGGUCUCCCGGGCUCAGCUGAAAGGCUUGACGGAACAGGUGGCAAUGAGAGAGGAUUGGGGCUUGGCGCUGGUGGAGGAGAUCCCAGAGGUCUUUCAAGAAGAUCUCACUGUUGCGUCAACUCUUGCCGGAGAACUUUCCAGUCUUUGUGAAAAUUUGGACGUGUCUAUCAAGCCCAAGGAGAAUUCGGCCGAAGCGACUUCAGAGCCGGAAAAGGUGAGACCGGAGGCUCAGUUGUGGACCCACCAGCGUGAGCGGGGGAGUCUCGCGGAGCUCUCCAAGAAGUGGCAAGAGCUUUUGUCGAACCUGCAGCAACAGCUCCAAGGAGUUCCAGUUUGCACAGCACUUCCGCUACCCACCACAGAUGUUGCGAAGGCCAACCUCCAAGAGGCCAAAGAUUCAUUGGCCGUGCUUUACGCUUCACUAAGUCAGGCAUCUUUUGCUUUGCGUCGAGAGAUGUUUGUAAGCUCAGCAAGCUUGGAGAAGCGCUUGAAGGUUGUGACUGAGAAGAUCUCGGAACUUCAAGGAAUGGCACGCGCACGCCGGGCUCUUGCUGGGGUCUUUAAGACAGAGGAGUGA